UUCUGUUUGGAAAAAUAAAACUACUACUACAUAGCAUAUUUACAAAAUACAAAGUGAUUUUUAAUAACUUAUUAUAUAUUUGAAAGUGUUUUCAAAAUAACAUGUACAUAUUCAGUUAACUGUACAUAUUUAUAUUAAGCUAUACUUCAUUUAUUCAGCACCCGCAAAAAAAACAUUAUCAAAAAUGGCUAGAACUGGAAAAACAGCCCAAGAAUUUAUUCAGAGUUCGUUUUCGCCUAUAGUUGCAGUACUAUGCAGUCAAAAGGUUGAAAAUAUUGUGUCGAAAAAUAAUGUAACGUUUCCUGAAUUAUUACAACCAUUUUGCAAUUUGGAUUGGGAAGGUCAGUUCCGUGAACCUGGUGGCAAUACUUGUGUCAUAAAAAAUAUGAAGCUAAUUGUGAGAGAUGUGAACUGGAAACCCCUACAGCCUACUGAGGCUAGAAGACAGCUCAAUAAUGCUGUUCUUUAUAAUUACAAUGACAAAACUAUAUCUGUUGAAUUAGCUGGUCGAAGUUUUUUAAUACCCCAAUCAACACAUUGGUUUGAUGCUUGGAGGGAAACAUACCUAGAUGUGCAAUUUCCAUCUGACCAUGAAUUCACAAAACAUUUCCUGUCAUGUAUUAUUGUGGGAACAACUGAUGACGAAAAUGUUGUGGACACUUUCAAUGGCCUGAAUCAACAAUAUGCCCAACUACAGAAUGUAAUGCCACCAAAAUUGCCUAAAUGGUUCAACAAUUGUAUUCUGAAAACAUAUUUACUACUUCAUGAUGUAUCUGUUGUUUCAAAAGAAAGGGCUGAUGCUGUGUUUGACACGUUGAAACAUGCUUUUGGACCUAAUAGUUGUUUUAUGCUUCCCAUUAAUUCUAAAAGUACGUCAGAUGCUAAUGUACCUGCAGAUUUAUGGAGCCAGUAUAUUAAGAGAUCUCCAGAUUCCACCAGUGACGUAGCUUCUAUCUUCUCGAAUUUAGCAACAACGCCAGCAGAACAAGCCCCUAUAUUUCCAUCUCAAAACAUUAUUGAAAGAGGUGAAGACACAUUAACAGGGUCAGUACAAGAGAGUGUGCACCCACUGACAAGCCCAGAAACAGAUGUUUAUGACAAUGCCAACAGUUUGCAGACCCAUUCGUUUUCUGGCAGUGUAGAGAGUGUUAGCGUCAGCGCAAAAGGAAUUGAUUUGUCUACUGAAGUUCAUGGGGCUGCUUUAAACAACAACGAUAUAGAGGCCAUCAAAAAAUUCCUUCAAGAAUAUGCAUCAAAAGCCUUGCUGCCGUACAUAGAAAAGCAAAUCUCCCAGCUAUCUGAAUCAGUAGCCAACAGAAAAGGAGUAAGUAGAUCGCUUCUCUCUGCUACAAAAAGAUGGUUCGGCACUGGUAAAGGUGGAAAUGCUACCGGAAAUAGUGCAGUUGUAUACACAAAUGACUGUCCCGAACUACAGUUACGACGUUUGGGCGAUCUUUGGUUUUUGUGCGGGCAAUGGCAGCGGGCUUUCGAUACCUACCACACUGCCAAAAGAGAGUUCUAUGCGGACAGCGCGUGGCUCUGUUACGCGGGUGCGCUCGAAAUGGCCGCAAUAAGUGCUUUUAUGGCUGGUGAUUCCAAUCGUAAAACUCAUGGAUAUUUAGAAGAAAGCAUCGUUACAUAUCUUAAUACUUGCAGAAUGGUACAGUAUGCUGUUCGAGCGACGUUGCUGUCGGUGAUUUGUUUGACUAGCAGCGGACUUCACGGUGAAGCCGCUAAACAAUUGAUACGCAUGACAUCAGAGGACAGCGACCUUCGUAGUGCUAUGCUUUUGGAACAAGCUGCACUUUGUUUCCUGUCGGGACCAGGCACGAAAGCCAUGUGUAGAAAAUACGCUUUUCAUAUGGUUUUGGCUGGGCACAGGUUUUCGAAAGCGGGCCAAAAGAAGCACGCCUAUCGAUGUUACAAACAAGCUCACCAGGUGUACAGCGGAAGCGGAUGGCGGCUAGCGACGGACCAUGUCCAGUUCGCGCUGGGCCGGCUCGCGGGCGCGCUGCGUCGGGCGCACGACGCCGUGCAGUGGCUGGCCGCGCCGCUCGCGCCUCACCCCCCGCAACCGCCUGCCCAGCAAGAAGCCUUCUUGAGAGAGUACAUGCAUGCACAUCAGCAAUGGCAAGAGAGUAGCGAGGAGCGUCGGAGCAGGCUGGAGAAGUUGCCGCUGCCGGUGGCGGAGGUGAGCAUGACGCGCGUGGCGUGCGCAGGCCCGGCGCCGCUGUCGUCGCCGCGGCGCUGCGGCGCGACGUCGCUGUCCGUGCAGGCGCCGCGCCGCGACCCGCACGAGGAGCGCGUCUGGCGCACGCUGGAGGAGAUGCUGGUGCAGGUAGCGCGCGGCGCCGUGCCUAUGAUAUUCAAGCCGACACUUGACCUUUACGAUGACACCACGGACUGUCAUCCGCUCGUGCCCCAAGGAGAACCGAUCCAGAUAUCUGUUACCUUAUGGAAUCCCUUGAAGAUAUCACUUAUACUGAAAGACGUGGAGUUGCUAUGGCGUUUUACACCGCUUAACGAGUCUGGUGACAGCGAUGACAAUAAUAGUAUCUACAAUGAAAUCGCUUUAGCACAAGGAGUGGAAGUAGCAAGUAACGUGAUAGUUGGACAAAAACUACCUUCAGUCGUUUUGGAAGGGGAUAGUAAAAAAUCAUUAAUAUUCUCCUUAACUCCUAUGAAAGUUGGACAAGUUUACAUUCAAGGAUUAGCGUACAAAUUAAUAAACGCUGGAGAAGGCGCCUCUGAAAACAGUACUGGUGUUUCAAUACAAGGGAAAGUAGAUUUAAUGUCUGGAGUAAAAAGUAUGGACAAGCGAUUGGAAAUUACUGUCAUACCAGAAGCGCCGUGUUUGCAGAUGACCUUCUCGGAGACUAAUCCAGAUAUAAUAAGUGGCGAAAUAAGAACUGUAGACGUGGAACUGACCAAUGUCGGACCCGUCGACAUGAAGAACGUUUUCAUCGCGGUCUCGCAUCCCGAAUGUGUCAGUGUGGUCACGCCGGAUAAUGUCGUUGAUGAUUUUAAAAUUUUGUACGAUGAAAAGUUUCGAGAAAUUACACCAAAUUCAGAGGAGCGCGGCAGGGGCGCGGAGGCGUGGCGGCGGGCGGCGGCGCGGCACGUGCGGGCGGCGCGCUGCGGGCCGGCCGUGCUGCUGCUGCGCCCGCACUGCGCCGCCGCGCGCCUGCACCUGCUCGCCUACUACGAGACCGGACUCGAGCGCCGCCCCUACAGACUGCUCAGACACGUCUUCCGAUUCAAUGUAGUGGACGCUGUUGAUAUCACUAUAAACCCGAGACGAAGCCUUAAAACCGUUAACGAAAGCGUUGCCGAGAUUGUCAACUUAUCUGUGGAAGUAUCAAAUAUUUCCGAAAAUAAAAGUGACCAAAUAAAUAUUGAGCUUUUGGAAGCGGCGUUUUUAAGUCGACAAUGGAAAAUAACAAAUCUUAUCGCCGCCCGAGACAAGAAUGACAUUUUGGCGCCCCGCGAAAAACUUCAUCUUGUAUUUAAGGGUCACAGAAUUCUCAAAGCGGUACCCGAGGGACGAAUUGAAACUUCUUGUGUUAAAAUUUCCGAAGGACAUCCGGACUCUAUUGCUGAUAUUACAUCGCCGCCAUAUUCUAAAUUUAUGAUUGACAAAAAAUCUUCAUUCAUCGAUUCAGCAGACAACACAUUCAACCAAGACAUAGAAAAGAGGUCUGGUUUACUCCAGUCUAUGUUCGUUCUUCGAUGGAAAGCACAAGAUGAAACGACAGGGCGAUCUGCAGUCGGCCAACAUUGUUUAUGGUUGGAUUGUUUCAACAAGGUGCAAUACGGGGAAAAAGUAUUAGUUACUGACAACAAUCCUCCCUUACCCCUCGAUGAAAACGAAAGUAAGCUUGACGUUACUGAAAAUAAAAAAAAUAUUAAAAAAGACAACGUUGUAAUGUUCAAGAUGGAGCAUUCGAAACAGAUAAAUCACGAUUUCAACGAAAGAAGACUUUGUAUUAUUCCAGUCACAUUGAGCAUUGUUAACUGUUAUGGAGUCCCUGUAAGGGUGUUUAUAAACAUGAGCAAACAGAAGAACAGGGAAACGUCUGGAAGGGAGCUCGGGUGGACAGGGGCGCUGCACAACGGACCCGACGCGGACUCUAAAGAAAUAGGCGUCAGUAUUCAUCUCGAGAAAUUCGAAACGCGCCGCGUUCAAGUGCAGGGCGUCUGCGCGGCUCCCGGCACCUACCUCGUCGGAUCGGCAUUCACUGUUACGACACAAGGAACAGAACCGCACAUGAAUGUAACGGAUGUCUCGAACAACACGUCCUUAUUGGUUUUACAGCAAGCGUAAUCGUUUAUCAUCAAAAAUGAUAUCAUAUAAAAAUGAAAAACCUACGGCAGUAUGUAUACAUUUAACACUAUUUAAAAGAACUACCGUCAUGCAAACAAAGUAAAAACGACUUUAAAAAUAUUUAGGAUGAUCAAUUCAAACUAAAUAAUUUUAACCUCUGGAAGUUCGGUAAAAAUAACAAGUAAAGGAACUCUUAUUUAUUUUAACAUAAUACUUAUGAUUAUCUAUAUAUGUAUUCUGUGUUGAGUAUUUCAUAACGGCGAUGGUAUCCUUGUACUAUUGGAAUCAUUGUUUUAAACGUAUUUUGACAGUUGAUACUACCAAACAAGCCCUAACACAUUCUGACAUAGUGUCGUAGUAGUCGCUAGGCCGAGGGUCGUGAGUUAAACUGCCCCUCAUCAGAUUAAUCUGUUGUUCAAUAGGUACCUACAUUUUUAUACGUUUAAAUGUAUAAAAGUAUGAAUAUGAAUCUCUGGUUCCGGUAAUACAAAGAUUCCUAGUUUCUCUCUCGUCUAAAAUCCCCAAUUAUUAAUAUUAUUAUUAUAAUUUGCAACUUUUAUUACUGGGAGCACGUAAAUUUGAUGUAAUAGGCACUUUAGUUUGUUGCCGCAGGCUCGGAAUUUGUUUUAACGAAACCAAAUUUUAACACGAAAAGAUUGAACAGAAAAGUAUAACCAUAUUUUCAGAAUCAAUGCACCCAUAGACAAAUCAUUGUUUUUUAUUGUGGGUAGUACAGGUCAAAAUUAAAUGUCGUACUUAUUAGGUUAAAAUACUGAUAUUAAUGCAUUAAGUGCUGGUUUUAUUUAACCUAUGUUUAUUUUAUAUUAAUUUAUAUUACAGUUACAUAAUAAAUAUGAAAAAAUAUAUGGGAAUAAUGUAUAACAAAUGAAACCGUCGGCGUAAGAAUAGCUUAUGCUCGGAAAGUUAGACAGUGACAUUUCUCUAUUUUCUGAAAGUAAUUUAUAGGGACAAUAUUGAGACUUGAUUAAUUUUUCCCGUAAUUCAUUCUAAAUCGCAGACUAGCCUAUAUAUUUAAUUUUAAGGUAAUACAGAACACCAAUUCGGUUAUUGAAGUGCUAGUUCUUAUAAAUUAUUCUUAUUUAUGUGGCGAUAACAAUUUUCAUAUUACAUAAAUUCGUUUUUGCUAAAAACAAUCCUAAAACCGAAACAGGCAGACUAGUGCAUGGCCUGUCAUUACCAGAACAUUAUUAUAUAUUAAAGUGAAAUAUUAAAGUGAAUGUAGCCACUUCAAUAACAACUGGAAAUCUCGAUUGUAAUGUGAUUGAAAGCUAUACUUGUCUAUCCUUCAAAUUGAUAAUAUGUAUCAAUUCGCAGCAGACGGCACGUUGGUGUUAGACGGUGGUAUCUAUCUACACGUUAGGCCUAAAACACACUUUGCACAAUACGUAGAUCAUUUAAACUACUAUCAAAGUGAACAAUAAUUAUAACCGAUUUAAUCAUAGUGGAACCAAAUGUAACCCAGUCUCAAAAGUCACUUCUUGAAGCAAAAGUUUCAUAAUUAACACUUAAAAUAUUAUUUAACAUCAUCAUUAUUGACAUCAAGGGGCGGUGGGACAUCAGUCAUUGUGAUACUCGGAUCUCUCGUGACGACUCCAGAACGAUGUGUCCAAAUCCGGCAUAAACUGGGACACUCCUCUUGGACAAAUAUUCUUAACAUUGUCGGGGCAGUGAUCUUUUGCUGCCUAAGAGUCAUACAAUAUGUAAAAAGGGAUUCGUUCCUCUACCAUAUCUCCAGUCAAUUGUAGUUGCGGAGCUUCUGCAUGUACCUUUCCAACUUAUAGCUUACGGCCUGGCCACGGGGAUCGGCGGUGCGAACAGCGAAGCGGUGGGCGAGGCGACCAUUCGCGCAGCACCGUUUGCAGGCCACGGGUACUCACGUUCGCCGCCGCGACUAGUAAGGAAGUCCGACAGCGAAAUGUCUAUAUCGAAAUUAUCUCGAUAUUGCUUACAAAUUAAUAGUUUUUUGGUUCAGGACCUAUUAUUUGGAAAAGAUUGUGAAGUACAUGAUUUGAAUAAGAAUCGGAGUAUACCUAUACUUAGAUGGAGAAUUCCACAAGAAGUACGAGAAAUACUUUGGAUGGCUAGACUUCCAAAUAGCUGGUCUAGCUAGUAUUUCAGCUAUUUUAUUUUUUUAUUGCUUAGAUGGGUGGACGAGCUCACAGCCCACCUUGUGUUAAGUGGUUACUGGAGCCCAUAGACUUCCACAACGUAAAUGCGCCACCCACCUUGAGAUAUAAGUUCUAAGGUCUCAAGUAUAGUUAUAAUGGCUGCCUCACCCUUCAAACCGAAACGCAUUACUACUUCACGGCAGAAAUAGGCAGGGUGGUAGUACCCACCCGUGUAGACUCACAAGAGGUCCUACCACCAGUAAUUACGCAAAUUAUUAUUUUGAAGAUUUCAUUUUUAUCACACGAUGUUAUUCCUUCACCGUGGAAAUCAAUCGUGAACGUUGAGUGUUGUUGAGUACGUAUUUCAUUACAAAAAUUGGUACCCGCCUGAUAUUCGAACACCGGUGCAUCGCUCAACACGAUUGCACCGGACGUCCGUUAGGCCACGACGACUUUAAAAAUAUAAAAUAAAAAAUAAAUAAAAAAUAUAAAAAUUUCGGCGUUAAUUUUUCGCGGCGAAAACAACUAAACUCAUUUAAUCACUGCACUAUUCGCCGCGACUACCGCUCGACUCCGUGGCUCGCGCCGUCCGUAUUCAUGCAUUUGUUUUGCUCGCCCGCCGCAUCGCGCGAUUCGCUCGGUACAUUUCGCCGGUCGCUUCGCCGGUCGCCGGUGCGCGUGGCUUGUUAGGUACAUUUCUAUGCGCUUGUUUUAGUCGCUAGACGCUUCGCCGUUCGCACCGCGCGAAUAUUCGCAUCGGCGAAUGUCCCGUGGCCAUUCGCCGUUCGCACCGCGCGAAUAUUCGCAUCGGCGAAUGUCCCGUGGCCAGGCUGUUAGGGUCCUUGUUAGAAUUCUUAGACUUAAGCGAAGCGAAUUAGGAUCAUUUUGGGUGUACCGGUUAUCGUAUCCUUUAAGCAGGACGCCUACAUGUAGUUUUCCUGGUGUUCUUAGCUGUAGCGUUCUGCUUGCGAUAGAAACCCAGUAUUUUAAUGCAGCUCAUUGUUUAUUCUUCACUAGUGACCCGCCCUCGCUUCGCUUCGGAAACAUUAAAUUUUAUUAUUGAUAGCUGAGUCCCGCGAUGUUAUGUUCCGUCGUACCGCGGGUGACGCCGCGGGGCGAAGCUAGUCUAAAAAAAGUAAAGCCUAAGUUGCUCCUCAUAUCAUCAGCUACCUAUCAGUGAAAGUCCCGUCAAAAUCGGUCCAGCCGUUCCAGAGAUUAGCCGGAACAAACAGACAGACAGGCAGACAAAAAUUGUAAAAAUGCUAUUUUGGUGUAUGUAUCGUAUAUAUAUUAAUAUGCAAGUAGUAAAACAGUUAUUUCAAUAUUACAAACAGACACUCCAAUUUUAUUUAUAUGUAUAGAUUAACCACCCCAGAAGCUUUCCAAUUCGUUUAACUAAUGUUCAAUUAACAAGGUCAGCUCAUUAUUGCUGUCCUUGAUUGCUUGCUUAGAUUUUCAUCAGAUUAUAUUCGAUAGUUGAUAAGUUUAUGUAUGUAUGUAUGUAUGUAAUAUAUUUAUUCAUAAGAAGUUACACUUACAUUCAAAACAUGCCCCGCAAAACUGCUUAUGCAGUUUGACUGCAGUUAGACUGAGAUAGAGGAACCUGCAUAUUUCACUAACUAUAAACAAAAUAAUAAAAUUAAUUUAGGACACGUUAUCAUUGGUUAAAUCUAUCUAAGGAUACCUUGGGCUUAUUUAUGUGCGUUCGAUAUUUUAUGACCGGUUAGAUGUAUACGAAUGUUUUGAGUUUGAAUGUACUAUUUAUUACGUAGCGGUUCAUAUCGAAGGUGAAAGGCUAUUUGGUUUAAGCGACAUUUUGUAAUUAAAGGUCCGUUUUAUUUGGUAUUAGUAUGAAAGUUUUUAAUUGAACUUCAAUUAUAUUAUUAUAUAACCUGUUCAAAUAGCUGAAGAAGUUUUUUGUCAUGAUAUUUUUUCCAAAUUUUAAACUUUAAAUGGGUCUUCUGUAAAGUCGCAAAAAUGUCGCUUGAACCAAAUAGUCUUUUACCCCUCGGUACAAUGCACAAAACUUUUUAUAUUUAUUGCCAGUUCAUUAAAUACACCAACUUUCUAAAUUACAUUUAUUCCGUGAUAGUAGCCUGAUGAAAUGAGCUAUGACGCAGGAGAGAGCCACAUAUAUAAAUUAAACCCUCGUAGGGUUAAUUUUUACCAUUUGGCAUGGAACCUAAAUAACAUAAAAUGUUUUAUUCGUGCAAUAUAUAACAACAUUAUUUUCAGUUUAUAGUUAUUGUUAUUGGAUAUAAUAAAAUUUUAUUCACCAAA
Bombyx mori (domestic silkworm) is the source of this 8733-nucleotide messenger RNA. RefSeq names its product trafficking protein particle complex subunit 8 (gene l(3)76BDm). The coding region runs from base 185 to 4324 and encodes 1379 amino acids. Gene Ontology annotation, cellular component: TRAPPIII protein complex. NCBI's taxonomy places the organism in Eukaryota, Metazoa, Arthropoda, Insecta, Lepidoptera, Bombycidae. The record is from RefSeq and is a predicted model, not a curated record. The transcript has 18 exons.